GCAGCAAGAGCCGUCCCCGCUGUCCCCCCUUCCUGCAGCGGCUGUCGUGUCUACGCCAGUCCCCGGCUUCGCUCGCGGCCUACCCCGGCUCCUAGGCAUGGCGCGGCCCCUCGUGCCCAGCUCGCAGAAGGCGCUGCUGCUGGAGCUGAAAGGGCUGCAGGAGGAGCCCGUGGAAGGGUUCCGGGUCAACCUGGUGGAUGAGGGGGACCUCUACAACUGGGAGGUGGCCAUCUUCGGCCCCCCGAACACCUACUAUGAGGGCGGGUACUUCAAGGCUCGUCUCCGGUUUCCCAUCGACUACCCCUAUUCUCCUCCUGCCUUUAGGUUCUUAACCAAAAUGUGGCACCCCAAUAUCUAUGAGACCGGCGAUGUCUGCAUCUCCAUCCUCCACCCACCGGUGGAUGACCCGCAGAGUGGGGAGCUGCCAUCUGAGCGGUGGAACCCCACACAGAACGUGCGGACCAUUCUCCUAAGUGUGAUCUCGCUGCUGAAUGAACCCAACACAUUUUCUCCAGCCAAUGUGGAUGCCUCCGUGAUGUACCGCAAGUGGAAGGAGAGCAAAGGGAAGGAUCGGGAGUACACGGACAUCAUCAGGAAGCAAGUCUUGGGCACAAAGGUGGAUGCUGAGCGGGAUGGUGUGAAGGUCCCCACUACACUGGCAGAGUACUGUGUGAAGACCAAGACUCCAGCCCCAGAUGAGGGCUCAGACCUCUUCUAUGAUGACUAUUAUGAGGAUGAUGAGAUGGAGGAGGAAGCAGACAGCUGUUACGGUGAUGAGGAUGACUCUGGCAAUGAGGAAUCUUGAUGGCCAUCUGGCACUGCAAAACUUACUAUAAACUACUGAAUUUUACCUCAACUAGGACAAACUGGUUUGAAUUUAGGAUCUGUCAGCCCUGAAAUUAACUCUCUACCUCGCAGGGAGACUGUUCUGCUGUUGCAAAGGAAAUCCCACUGCUGUCUUUGUAGAAAAAGCAAAAAACAAAACCAAACCGUAUUUUAUAAACUUCCUGGGUGAGGGGCAGAUGGGGAGGGGGGAGUCAUGUUGGGGUGCUCACAAAUCCACAAAAACCAGGGAGCUGGUGGCUCUGGCUGGACAAGGAGUGAUGGCAAAACCUGGUGGUGGCUGCCCACUGUUUGGGCAUGUAGAACUCCUCUUCAGCCCCACAUGGGAGGAACGGUUUGGGGAGGCUGUGGAGCUGGUGAGUGGUUGCUUUGGGUGGGAAGUGUGUGAGCGUUGUGUGGCUUUCUUACAGCCUUUGAGGUGUCUGAGCAGGAAGGGCUGCAGAGUGAGCACUGCUUCUCUCUGCCCCCGGUGGGGCUGUCCCUGGUGGGACCUUCCUGCUGCCCCUUCCCGUGAUGCCAGAGCUGUGUUUGCAGGGAGCAGGCCGGGACAUCAGGCAGGAUGUGCCUGGUGGCUGUCGGGCACUGCAGGGUGUGGGGAUGAGCUCUUUGUAGUUUUUAACUGGCUGGGAGGGAUGGGGUAGUUCUGAGUCUUUCUGCUUCUG
Haliaeetus leucocephalus (bald eagle) is the source of this 1505-nucleotide messenger RNA. RefSeq names its product cell division cycle 34 (gene CDC34). Gene Ontology annotation, biological process: protein polyubiquitination; ubiquitin-dependent protein catabolic process. Gene Ontology annotation, molecular function: ubiquitin conjugating enzyme activity. The record is from RefSeq and is a predicted model, not a curated record. The coding region runs from base 98 to 805 and encodes 235 amino acids. The transcript has 5 exons. Lineage: Eukaryota; Metazoa; Chordata; Aves; Accipitriformes; Accipitridae.